CGUGGGAGAGCUAAUGCUAUUAUUUUAAUUUUAACUACUAAUCUAGACGGGAACUUAUUAUUAAGUUUUCGAAUCUUUAAACCUUGAACUUGAUCUUGAUGAUCACUAAAAACUAACCUGCUGAUCCUGAAUCUAAAACUACACUCCGUUCUUCUUCUCUCUGCUUACUCUAUAUAUACGUGAUCACAUAAGCCACGCCUUCUUGAUCACUGCCUUUACUUACGCUACAUAUGCACAAACUACGCCCUCAUGAUCAUGAUGAUCAUGAUGACGUAGGCAUCAUUCUGUGCUCCUCAUUCCUAUCCUCUCUUCCCCUUCGUGAUCUCCUCCUGCACACAAUAUGGUUUGGACACACAUGAGAGGCGAGAUACAUAUGAAAACUACAUCUAUGUAUUUUGAAUCCCUUGACCUUUGAAAUGCUGAUGUCACAUUUGCAUCAGCGUUCCAAAGGUUGCAGAACAUAGAAGCGACUCGUUCUUUUGAAAGCAAGCUCAUAAAAUGCAAUCGUAUUUAUUCCUCUCCAUUGUCAACCUUAAAACUUGCAACAUGUUUGAAAUAAAAAACUUCGCCAAAUUUCUCCUCAUCACUAGCGCACUUUCCCAAUUCCGCCCAGUGUCUGGCGCCCUCGUCGCGAAACUCUGCAAUGCUACCGUCCCCGUCAUGACCGUGUUUGCCGGCGUCUCGUACGACGGGGACGACUCCAUCUUCCACUUCGGCGGGUUGAACGUCUUCCCAACAGAAAUGGAUCCCGAAUUAGCGAUGAACGCCAUCUGGCGGUACAGCAUAUCCGCAGACGCAUUCGAUCUUGUCACCCGCCUUCCCAUCGGCAUGCUGUACCCUUCAAUAAUAAAUUCCGGAGACGGGACCUACCACAUUUUGGGCGGAGCGGUAGACGAAUUUUUGCCACAAUAUUCGGUUUUCAAGUUUUCCGUGGAGAACCGAACGGUCACUGAAGUCGCACAACUCCCCAAUAUCGGCCAGUACAUGGGCGCCUUCAAGAGGGACGAAGAGACGGUCUUCCUCCUCCGGCGGGAUAUUUCUGCGGCCAUAUGCAAAUUUAAUCUUUCCUCGUACGAAACAGUGUGGUGCACUCCGAUGGGAGAAGAAGGCCAGAUAAGGUUUCAGAGCACGAGCAUUUUGUUGGACGAUGUGGAUAGGUUGGCCUACAUCGCGCUCUUCGAUAACACCGAAAAUCAAACGGUUCUCCGCUAUGACGCUGUCCGCGAGGAGGGAACCUUGAUCAACUUCGGGGCAAAGAAUUUCACCGGGUAUGCAACCUCUCCGACGGAUUCUUUACGAAGAUACGGAUAUGCGAUGGGAAGCUACAAUUCGGUCUCGUCCCUGCUUCGAUUCGACUUUAGGACGCAAAACGUUGAGUAUUUUCCGUUUGAAAUUUCCCUUCCGGGAGUUUCCUCGUAUGGGAUGGGAUGGUCAGUCUUCAUCCCCAAAUUGAACGGGAUCUAUCUUUUCGGAGGAUACUUGCAGAGUUCUUUUCGGAAGGAGGUGUGGUUCGUGGAUUUGGUAGAAAGUGAAGCCGGCUUUCGAAACAGGACGAUUAUUCCGUGAGAAAAUUUUAAGAAAUGUACCUCGCUUAAAUUUUUCACAUAAGAUCCAAUACAAUAUCAAAACUAAAAACGAUUACUCCGUCGGAUUUAUUAUUCGACGUAUUUAUGUACAUACACCUACUUAAUCUGCAUAUUUUAAUUAAGUACGAU
Messenger RNA from Folsomia candida, 1715 nucleotides. RefSeq lists its product as uncharacterized. Lineage: Eukaryota; Metazoa; Arthropoda; Collembola; Entomobryomorpha; Isotomidae. Bases 499 to 1566 code for a protein of 355 amino acids. The record is from RefSeq and is a predicted model, not a curated record. The transcript is spliced from 2 exons. Gene Ontology annotation, molecular function: protein binding.